Messenger RNA from Rhopilema esculentum, 13631 nucleotides. The record is from RefSeq and is a predicted model, not a curated record. NCBI's taxonomy places the organism in Eukaryota, Metazoa, Cnidaria, Scyphozoa, Rhizostomeae, Rhizostomatidae.
AUGGCACUUCUAGAAUAUCCUGUCCAUAGUAAAUCAGGGCUCCUUGACAAAAUUUGCUGUCGUAUGAUAGCUGUUUUCAAAAACACAGCGUUGUACCCUGAGUGCGUGGUCGUGGCAUGGCACUUUGCAGGUUGUGCCAAUGUUCAGAGACAGGAAAAACUAUCUUAUUUCUAUAGACCCUUGAGGGGUUACGCACAAUGCAAGUGUGAGAAUGUUUACAUAUCUAGAAAAAUUGAAGAGCAAAAGCAAGAGGCAAAACAUGGUCCUGGAAUAUUAUCACAUCUCCCUCCUUUGGCAGGAUCAAAGCUAGGGUAUAGUGAAAAGCCAAAGAUUAUUCAUUGUGGUGCAUAUACCCAAGCAGUACCUGUUAAGGAAGAAAAACAUCAUAGAGGUGUUAGUGACUCGAUUGCCAACAACUAUAGUCCAUUUGCAAAGCAUCUGAGCACACGCUAUGUUUACAAAAAAGUCAAACCUCAUGGGCAUGGUUUAUCGCAAAGACCUGCUGAUGACACAAGCAGUCAUGUCUUUAAUGGUAAAGCAAAUGUGGUUAUUGAGGAGACACUCGCCAUAAACCAGUCCAAACAAAACUUGAAACGUCAUACGCACCCUCCGUUAUAUGAUCCGGUUCCUUUAGCGGAUCGAUUGGGCAAAGUUCCGCAUAUUGAACAAAGCACAAUCUCAAAAACUCGAGUUAUCAAGCCGAAACCACCUGAUGAACAGAAAGCUCCAGGCCACCAUGGCAGGCCAUUACCCAAAAUUGGAAAUACGCAGGGAUUUGGUGGGAAUAAAAUAUCCAACGAUGGGAAUAUUGAGGCUGCGAAUUCAAGACCCCAUACACCGGAAUCUUGGAGAGAUAUGUACCUUUUAUCCGGUGUCUCAAAGACGCAGAUACCAAGCCAAAUUGGAAAACAUGAAUCAUUCUCUGAGUGUGACUUUACUGAACACGAUCCAGAAAGCAUGAGUGUAAUUGAAAUAUCAUUCCCGUCGAAUAUGAAUCCUACUUUUGGCUUGCCAAGAUCAGUGACUCCGCAUGAACCUGAUCUUGAACGAUACUCAAAGCUUAUUGAGAGCAGCAUUGCUGAUCACAUGGUUGCACCAAUAAGCGAUGAGCUUGUAGCAGGAACCCAUCGCAACUUACCAAAGCCUUUGAUUAAGAAUUUCAAGGGAGUUCUAAAAGAACUUGAUGAGGCUGCCAAAGAAAACUACCUGCAAAGUCUCAAAAGAAGCAUCCUUGACUAUAUUUUGCUAGAUCCAUCAGAACAAGAACGCGUUGGUGUGUCGGUUUCACCCCAGGUUGUGUACCCUGCAGGCAGGGAAUGGUUUCCUUGGCACGAUGCCUUUCAAAAUGCUAAAGCACGGAUGCUCAGUAACCUAUUUAUAACACAUGAAGUCAUCAAAGAAAUCCAAAAACUUUGGUUUGAAAACUACAUUGACUUCAGAAUGAUUGAUGUACACUUGCUAUCUUUGUCAAUGCCUCUGACAUUGCCUGAGCUACAGAAGCAAGUUGAAGACAGUUGUGCGAAGAGCAAGGAAGAAUUAGCGGAAACCUGGGUUUUUCAGUGUGCGAAGAUAAUCGGUGAUCGAAGAACAUCAGUGGAAGAGAUGAUGCCUGGUAGCGAGCGCCUUCGAAUUGAGAAAAUGGAUCACUUUUUUGGUUGUGUUGCAAUGUUGAUGUCAAGACAUCUUCGUUUGGCAGUGAGCCACACUUUGGAAGAUCUUGUUGCUUUCUUUGAGCAGUACUCUGAGGGAAGUUACUACGAAGGAGGAGCGGAGACACCUAUCUCUACAUUAGGACAACCAAUCAUAAUUCGUUUGGUGGUUAACGAAAGCACUGACGAGCUUGAGUUUUCACCAUCUUUUGAGGAGUUAGUUUUUGAAAUAGAUGGGCUAAUUGAGCAUAUUGUCGAAAGCUGCGAAGGAAUAAAGCGUGCAGAAGAUCAUUUGUUUCAACCUCAAGAUGAUGUUGAAAUUAAUAACAUUAGCGUCAUGCAAACAAGCGAGGAGCCAGUUGAAGAAGCAAAAAUUGGAAUCGAAAAAGUUGUUAGAAAAAACACUGCCGGCCCAGAAAAAUUUUGUUCUGUAUACAAGAACUACAGGGCUUUAUACUCCCACGAAGCACAGGAAGAAGUCGACAGAUUUCUCAAAGCUGAUCACAGUCUGAAAGAGUACAGAGAUAAAAUUGAUCAUUUUAAAAAUCUGGCGUCUGAGAUUACGUCAAUGGAUAAUUUUGUCCCUUUCCAUUUGUUCCUGAUCAAUUGCACACCUGUAAAGGAGUUCCUGAUCACACGUGCAAAUAUGUUGUCACAAAAAAUACUAGACCAGAUCACGACGAACAGUUUCUAUUUUAACAAAAAGAUUUGUAGUCAAUACGAAGAAAUACUGAACAAAAUAAACAGUAUAACUCAUGAUACUGAUCAAUUGGUUGAAUUAUCAAAUUACAUCGACAAUCUUCGAUUUGGGCCUCUUUUAUCUUUAAAGGCCCAGUUAAAGAAAGCUGCAAGCGAUCUGCUAUUUCUGGUUGACUAUGCUGAUCUUACAGAAGAGCAUAUCCAUUUGAACUACACAACAUUCAACUGGAAUGAGAAACUACAGCCCCUAAUUAAAAACAGUGAGAUGAGAAUGCUUCGAGAACAAGAAACCGCUAUGAACAAGCUCAAAGAAAGAAGGGGAAGAUUUGAAAUGAAACUUAGUGAAGCUCAGAGGAUUGUUGUUGAAUUUAAAAACAGAGAGCGAAUGUCAGAUGCUCCACAGUAUGUCGAGGUAUUUGACCAAUUGAAAAGACGAGUGGAAGAGUUCAUUGCUGAGAAAAAGCAAAUAAAUCACGAAGAAGAACUUUUACGAGCAGAGGAACUGAGUCCAUACCCUCAGAUUCAAGAAAUCAUCCAGUCUAAAGCACCUUAUGAUCAGUUGUGGAGAACUAUAGUAUCAUUUACAAGCAGCCAGGAAAAAUGGCUAAAUGGCCCAAUGCUCAAGUUGAAUGCCGAGGAAAUCGAGGACCAGGUAUCAACACUGUGGAAAGUCAGUUACAAGUUAACAAAGCUCUUCAAUCAUCCUGAUUUAAUGGGUCCGUUAAGGGCGGCUGCAACAAUUAAGACACGAAUCGAGAAGUUCAAGAUUAACAUGCCAUUGAUUACGGCGUUAUGUACUCCGGGAAUCAAGCAGCGUCACUGGGAACAGAUGAGUCUCAAAGUCGGCUACAAUAUUGCUCCUAAGAUUGACACUCCACUUAGCGAGAUGUUGGCACUUGGUCUCGAGAGAUAUGUCGACGAGCUCACCGAAAUAAGUUCUCAAGCCAGUAAAGAAUAUGCUCUCGAAAAGGCUCUUAUCAAGAUGUAUGGAGAAUGGGAUGACCUCAGCUUUAAUUUUGUGCCGUACAAAGAUACAGGAGUAAACAUUUUAUCUGCUGUUGAAGACAUGCAGGUCAUUCUUGAUGAUCAUAUUGUCAAAACACAAACAAUGCGUGGUUCUCCUUUUAUCGAACCUUUUGAAGACGAAAUCAAAGACUGGGAAGCACGGCUGAUUAAUAUACGAAAUAUUUUGGACUCAUGGCUCAGGGUGCAAGCCACUUGGCUUUACUUGGAGCCCAUAUUUAGCUCAGAGGAUAUACAGCAACAGAUGCCAUUGGAAGGAGAGAAAUUCAGAGAUGUCGAUUCUUACUGGAGAAAGAUAAUGAGAGAGUCUUCUGAAGAUCCCCAUGCAUUAAAAGUAACGUCACAAGAAGAUAUGCUUAAGAAACUUCAGCAUUCAGAGGUUUUACUUAAGGAUAUUCAACGCGGGCUGAAUAAUUAUCUUGAGCAAAAACGUCUUUACUUUCCAAGGUUUUUCUUUUUGUCCAAUGAUGAACUUUUGGAGAUUCUAUCAGAAACAAAAGAUCCACUUCGAGUGCAACCUCAUCUGAAAAAGUGUUUUGAAGGGAUAGCGAGCCUCGACUUCGAUUCGAAGAAACAGAUUCAUGGGAUGAAGUCUGCAGAAGGAGAAAGAGUCAUGUUUACAGAUUCAAUCUACCCAGCCGAUGCCAAAGGUCUUGUUGAAAAAUGGCUCUUCCAGGUUGAACAUAACAUGAAAGACAGCCUGAAAAAUGUUCUGAAAGAGGCUUGCGAUGCCUAUGCCAAAACGAGUCGGGAUGAGUGGGUGCAGUCAUGGCCUGGACAAAUUGUGCUGGCAUGCUGUGCCAUUUAUUGGACGGCAGAGGUAACAAAGGCAAUCCAGGGCACAUACCUUCCUGACUAUCUCAAAAAGUCCAACGAGCAAAUUGAGCAAAUUGUCGAGCUUGUCCGUGGUGAAUUGACUCAAAUGACACGUAUAACACUGGGUGCUUUGAUCGUUAUGGAUGUUCAUGCUCGAGACGUUGUCGAACAGCUGUGUAAGAACAAAGUUUCAGAUACAAUGGACUUCAAUUGGAUUAGCCAGCUGCGAUACUAUUUGGAGGAUGACAUUGUGUCAGUAUGUAUGAUAACCACAUCGUUACGCUACGGUUACGAGUAUUUAGGAAAUACAAGCAGACUCGUAAUUACGCCUCUGACGGAUCGCUGCUACAGGACAUUAAUGGGAGCCAUACAACUAAGUCUUGGAGGUGCACCUGAAGGACCAGCUGGAACUGGUAAAACUGAAACCUGCAAAGACUUGGCAAAGGCAGUUGCAAAACAGUGUGUAGUAUUCAACUGUUCUGAUGGCUUGGACUAUAAAGCUAUGGGUAAAUUCUUCAAAGGCCUCGCGCAGGCUGGGGCUUGGGCCUGUUUUGACGAGUUCAACAGAAUUGAGCUUGAGGUUUUGUCGGUCGUCGCGCAACAGAUCCAAACGAUCCAACGUGCUGUCAUGGAACAACUCAAAAUAUUUGUAUUCGAGGGCACAGAACUACGACUUGAUCCCACGUGCACAAUUUUCAUUACAAUGAACCCAGGUUAUGCAGGCAGAGCUGAAUUACCAGAUAAUCUGAAAGUUCUAUUUCGCACCGUCGCCAUGAUGGUUCCAGAUUACGCCAUGAUAGCUGAAAUAAGUUUAUAUUCAAUGAGUUUCGUGAAAGCGAAAGAUCUGGCAGCAAAGAUUGUUGCUGUGUAUCGACUCUGUUCCCAACAACUUUCUUCCCAACAUCAUUAUGAUUACGGCAUGCGUGCUGUUAAAUCUGUGUUGACUGCAGCAGGAAAUUUGAAGUUGAAAUACCCGAAAGAAACAGAAGAAGUCAUACUUCUAAGGUCAAUAAAUGACGUCAAUAUGCCUAAGUUCCUGUCCCAAGAUUUGCCACUAUUUGAAGGAAUCAUAUCAGACCUGUUCCCGGAUGUCAUCCUUCCAACUCCGGAUCAUGGCCGGUUGCAGCAUGCGGUCGUUGAAGAGAUAGAGAAAAUGGGGCUGCAGCCUGUUCCAUGGUUCGUUGAGAAAAUUAUCCAGAUUCACGAGAUGAUGUUGGUUCGUCACGGUUUCAUGAUAGUUGGUGAUCCAUUAGGAGGCAAAACGUCAUCAUAUGUCGCCUUGGCUAGAACGCUGACAGAAAUGAGUAACACAGGAAAUGAGCAAGCUGUCAAGUAUAGAGUGAUAAACCCUAAAGCAAUCACAAUGGGAGAAUUAUAUGGACAUUUUGAUCCAGUAUCCCAUGAAUGGUCUGAUGGUGUGCUAGCAAACACUUUUCGUGCACAUGCUGACUCCACUACUAAGGAGCGCAAGUGGAUUAUCUUUGAUGGACCUGUUGAUGCUAUUUGGAUUGAGAACAUGAAUACGGUUCUAGACGACAAUAAAAAGCUUUGUCUAAUGAGUGGCGAAAUCAUACAGAUGAAUGCUAGCCAAACAAUGAUUUUUGAACCGCAAGAUCUUGAGCAAGCAUCCCCUGCAACAGUUAGCCGAUGUGGCAUGAUUUACAUGGAACCGAAGCAAUUAGGUAUGGAUCCCCCUAUCACUUCUUGGCUGAACAAGGAGCUGCCAAAGAAUUUGACGGCGGAACAGCGUCAGGUCAUUGAGAUGAUGCUGAGCUGGCUUCUACCACCAAUUGCCGACUAUAUAUCAAGAAAUUGCAAGCAGUUUGUAACUAUUUCUUCGACAUUGAUGGUUCAUUCUAUGCUCAGAUUGUUCGGAAACACUCUUGAUGAACUGAGACCAAAUGAAAAUUCAGAGGUCUCACAGGAAGAGGAAUUUGAAAUACCAGCGCAACUAGAACGACCUGAAAGAACUGAAUCCGAGACCAUUCAGUGGCUACAGAGUCUGUUACUAUUUGCCAUUUCGUGGUCAUUUGGAGGUACCCUAGAUGGCGACUCAAGUGUCAAAUUCAGUGAAUAUUUCAAGAAUCUUUGUAGUGGAAAUAGCAAGGAACACCCACGGCCAAAUAAUCUCAAGCUGCCAAGAAACGUACAGUUCCCAGGUAGAGGGACUAUUUACGAUUAUUAUUUCGAUAAAGCUACUUUUGGUACAUGGCAUCCAUGGGAGAAAAUUGUAACCGAAGAUCGCAUACCGAAAGAUGCCCAGCCACACGAAGUCAUCAUCUCCACUACACAGACCGUGCGGCAGAAGUACUUCUUGGAAGUCUUUUUGUCCCAUGAAACACCUUUGAUGUUUGUCGGGCCAACUGGGACUGGAAAGUCAGCCAUCACUAAUAACUUCAUUGUCAAGCUCGAUCGAGAAAGGUAUAUUGCGAAUUUCAUGAAUUUCUCAGCUCAGACAUCGAGCAACCAGACACAAGAUAUGAUCCUCUCAAAGCUAGACAGACGAAGAAAAGGGGUUUUCGGCCCACCAAUUGGGAAAAGGGUCGUGUCAUUUGUCGAUGACUUGAAUAUGCCUGGGAAAGAGCGAUACGGAGCUCAACCUCCGAUUGAAGUUUUACGUCAAGUAAUCGAUCAUGGUUUCCUAUUCGACAGAAAAGAUACUUCAACUUUGAACAUCGUGGAUCAAAUAAUACUUGCAGCAAUGGGGCCUCCUGGAGGUGGACGAAAUCACGUGACACCAAGACUUCUCCGACAUUUCAACAUAAUAGGAAUCGAUUCUUUUGACACUGAAACAAUGAAAAAGAUAUUCGCACCAAUCACCGAUUGGCACUUUAACAGAGGAUUCGAAACGUCAUUGAAGCGGUUUUCACGGAUCAUUUUACAUGCAACCACUGCCGUUUAUACUGAAGCAAUCUCAAGUUUUCUGCCUACUCCGACAAAAUCUCAUUACGUUUUCAACUUGAGAGAUUUUUCGAGAGUUAUUCAGGGAAUCCUCUUGCUUGACCCAAGGGUAGGUGCUUCACCGGAUAAGAUAACGCGGUUAUGGAUCCACGAAGUCUACAGAGUUUUUUAUGACCGGCUAACAGACCAACAAGACCGACAAAAAUUCUUUGAAAUUGUCAAGAAUGUAUUAGCUACAGAGUUUAAAGAGAAAAUCCACGUUUCACUUUCACAUCUAACAAAAACUGGUGGAAACGUUCUGGAUGAUGACGUCAGAAGUCUUUUCUUUGGAGAUUAUUUGAAAGGAAAAAAAUCUGGCAAACUCUACGAUGAAAUAACUGAUAUUGAAGCUUUGCAGACGGUGAUGCUUAAUUAUUUACACGACUACAAUUUGGUAAGCAAGGCCCCCAUGGAUUUGGUAAUGUUCAGGUUUGCCAUCGAGCAUAUCUCAAGAAUCAGCCGCGUUUUGAAGCAACCGAACGGUCAUGCGCUCCUAGUUGGCAUAGGUGGGUCAGGUCGGUCCAGUGCUUGCAGAUUAGCUGCCUUUAUGGGAGACUAUGACUUAUACCAGAUUGAAGUGUCUAAGAACUACGGUUUCAAUGAGUGGAGGGAAGACAUUCAGAAGUUAUUCAGGCAAGCUGCGAUCUCAGGAAUGCCGACAGUCUUCUUGCUUGGGGAUCACCAAAUUAAGAAUUUGGCAUUCUUGGAAGAUGUGAAUGUUAUUCUGAACACGGGGGACAUUCCGAAUCUUUUUCAGCAUGACGAGAAGGCGGAAAUAGUUGAAAGAAUGCAGAACAUUGUCCAUGAGAUGAACCUUAAGGUCGACUCGUCUCCUUUAGCGAUGUACAAUUUUUUCAUCGAACGCGUUCGCCAGAAUCUCCAUGUUGUGCUAACAAUGAGCCCAAUUGGCGAUACUUUCCGUAACAGAUUGAGAAUGUUUCCAUCGCUUAUUAAUUGUUGUACAAUAGACUGGUUUCAGGCUUGGCCAGAUGAUGCUCUCGAGCUAGUGGCAAAUAAAUUCCUUGAAGAUGUCGAAUUGUCAAACGAAGUCAGAGCAGAAACUGUCACAAUAUGCAAACGGUUUCACCUUGACGUGAGAGAGCUUUCUGAAAAGUAUUACGCAACUCUGAGACGCCAGAACUACGUCACACCGACAUCAUACCUUGAGUUGAUCAAAACAUUCAAGUUAUUACUUGGAAAGAAAAGGAUGCAGUUAUUAACGCUGAAAAAUCGGUAUACAGUCGGAUUAGAGAAGCUGGAGUUCGCUUCGGGACAGGUUGAAAUCAUGCAAGAGGAGUUGAAAGAGCUGCAGCCUGAACUGAAGGAAACUAAAAUUGAAACUGAAAAACUUUUGAAAGAAAUCGAAAAAGAAACAGCAGAAGUGGAGAAAAUUAAAAAGGUUGUUGAGGAUGAAGAAGCGACAGUUAACGACCAAGCGACGAAGGCACAAGCAAUACGUGACGAGUGUCAAGAAAAACUGGCCGUUGCACUACCUGCUCUUGAGUCGUCAGUCAAUGCUUUGGACACAUUGAAGUCGUCUGAUAUCACCCUGGUCCGAUCAAUGGUCAACCCUCCACAGGGUGUCAAGAUGGUCAUGGAAGCCGUUUGCAUUCUAAAGGGAGUAAAGCCAGUUACCAAGACUGAUGCUAGUGGAAAGCAGAUCGAAGACUACUGGGCUGCAUCAAAAAAGCUUCUUGGAGACAUGAAAUUCUUGGAAUCGCUGAAAGAAUUCGACAAAGACAAUGUUCCUUCCAAAGUCAUACAGAAAAUUAGAGAAAAAUACACCAGUAACAAAGAUUUCCACCCAUCUCUUAUAAAGAAUGUAUCAUCGGCUUGUGAAGGUCUUUGCAGCUGGGUCAGGGCAAUAGAGGUUUAUGAUCGAGUAGCUAAGCUUGUUGCUCCAAAGCGGAAAAGACUAGAGCAAGCCGAAGGAGAGCUAUCAGUUAUUGUUCAACAUUUGAAUAAGAAAAGAGCAGAGUUGAAUGAGAUCCUUGCUAAAUUCCAAUCUUUAAAUGACGAUUUUACUUCAAAGACAACCAAAAAAGAGGAAUUGGAGAGAAAUAUUGAUCUCUGCUCACAAAAAUUGGUUCGUGCUGAAAAACUUCUAAGAGGUCUUGGUGGCGAGAGGACGCGUUGGGUUAUGGUUUCUCGGGAGUUGAGCGAGACCCAUAACAACAUUGUUGGUGAUGUUUUGCUUUCGGCUGGCGUUGUGGCAUAUCUCGGUGCAUUUACAACUGAAUUCAGACAGGAAUGCGUACGAAAGUGGCAGGAAUUAUGUCAACAAAAAAACAUUCCAAUCUCGGAACGCUACUCGAUGUCAACGACCCUCGGCGACCCGGUGACGACACGACAGUGGCAUAUAUCUGGUUUGCCAGUUGAUGGAUUUUCAGAGGAAAACGCAUUAAUUGUCAAUAAUUCACAGCGAUGGCCCCUCAUGAUUGAUCCGCAAGGACAGGCAAAUAAAUGGAUAAAAAACAUGGAAAAAUCAUCGAAUUUGCAAGUUAUAAAGUUAUCAGACAAACAUUACAUACGAACCUUGGAAAAUUGCAUUCAGUUUGGAACUCCUUUACUCCUUGAAAAUGUUGGCGAGGAACUUGAUGCUGUCCUUGAACCAGUUUUGCUGAAACAUAUUUUCAAACAAGGAGGUGUUGAGUACAUUAGAAUUGGAGAAAGUGUUAUUCAGUAUUCAAGGGACUUUCGUUUGUACAUCACAACAAAGUACCGCAAUCCACAUUAUCUCCCUGAAGUUUCUGUAAAGGUAACACUGAUAAACUUCAUGAUAACUCCAAUGGGACUUGAAGACCAACUGUUGGGAAUUGUUGCUGCGAAGGAGAAGCCUGAAUUGGAAGAGAAAAAGAACAAAUUGAUCAUUGAAAGUGCCAAAAACAAGAAAGAGCUAAAAGAAAUCGAAGACAAAAUUCUGGAAGUGCUCUCAUCAUCAAAAGGGAACAUUUUAGAAGAUGAAACUGCUAUUGAGGUUCUUUCUUCAAGCAAAAUGCUAUCGGAAGAAAUAACUUUGAAACAAGAAAUUGCCACAGUUACUGAAACUGAGAUUGAUUCAACUAGAAAUGGGUACAAGCCUGUUGCAAAGCAUUCGUCUAUUCUUUUCUUCACCAUUUCGGAUCUGGCAAACAUUGACCCGAUGUACCAGUACUCUCUUAACUGGUUCAUAAACCUAUUUCUACAGUCCAUAGAAGGAAGUGCUCCAUCUGAUGCGCUGGUAGAACGAAUAGUCAACUUGAAUGAUCAUUUUACUUACAGCAUUUAUGUGAAUGUAUGCCGUUCUCUUUUUGAAAAAGACAAAUUGCUCUUCUCCUUUUUGCUCUGCAUUGGUAUUUUGAAAGGAAGUCAAGGGUACUACGUUGUAGCAGUUCAGUGUGUGUUUAGGGGCGACGUAAAUGAAGAAGAAUGGAGAUUUUUACUAACAGGAGGGAUUGCCUUGGACAACAUCCACAAGAAUCCAGCCCCAGAAUGGCUUACAAGCAAGUCAUGGGAUGAAGUUGUCAGAUGCUCAGAUCUCCCUGCUUUCAAUGGCCUAAAAGAUGAUUUUGAAAUACAGGUAGAAGAAUGGUACAAGUAUUACAGCUCAGCGUCACCCCACAUUGCACCUUUGCCCCAACCCUGGGAAGAAAAAUUAAUGGAUUUACAAAAGCUUGCUAUAUUGCGGUGCCUUCGGCCAGACAAGAUAAGUCUGGCUGUUCAAGAUUUCAUAGUCAGCAUUAUGGGCAAGGAGUACACGGAGCCACCGCCAUUUGAUCUGCGAAAGUGCUACCAGGACUCAAACUGUUGUCUCCCUUUGAUCUUUCUGCUGUCACCAGGAGUUGAUCCAAUGGCUCAACUCAUCAAAUUCUCUGAAGAUAUGGGUAUGAAUGGAAAUAAAUGUCAGACGAUUUCCCUCGGGCAAGGCCAGGGGCCCAUCGCUUACAAAACAAUCGAAAAGGCAAUUAUUGAUGGCACUUGGGUUGUUCUGCAAAAUUGUCACGUUGCAACAUCAUGGCUGCCUACGCUAGAAAAGCUCUGCGAGGAGUUAAUCACACCAGACAAAACGCACAAGGAUUUCAGAUUAUGGCUAACCAGCUACCCAUCUCCACACUUUCCUGUCACUGUUCUUCAAAAUGGUGUGAAGAUGACAAAUGAGCCUCCUAAAGGUUUGCGUGCAAAUUUGCUUAGAUCAUACUUAAGCGAUCCUAUCUCAGAUCCAGCCUUCUUUGACGGAUGUAAUAAACCAGAGAAAUGGAAGCGACUUCUCUUUGGUCUCUGCUUUUUUCAUGCCAUUGUUCAAGAGAGGCGCCAGUUCGGAUCACUUGGCUGGAACAUUCCCUAUGAAUUCAACGAGUCAGACCUAAGAAUCAGUGUUAGGCAACUGCAGAUGUUGCUAAACGACUAUAAAGAAGUGCCUUUUGAUGCACUGCGAUACCUCACAGGACAAUGCAAUUAUGGAGGACGAGUGACAGAUGACUUUGAUAGGAGAAGCAUAACGAGUAUAUUAUCAACGUUCUACUGCCCUGAUAUAGUAACGAAAGAUGAGUAUUCGUUAUCUGAGAGCGGCGAUUACGUUAUCGAUGGCAGGGGAGAUUACAAUGCAUUCUUGGAUAAGAUAAAGGGUUUACCGCAGAAAGCAAAGCCUGAGGUAUUUGGAUUUCAUGAAAAUGCUGAUAUCACUAAAGAUCAGAAAGAAACCCAGCAAUUAUUUGAUGGCAUUCUCCUUACCUUACCAAGACAGUCUGCUAGUGGAGGAAAAUCUUCACAAGACAUCGUUGAAGAGUUGUCGGUUGACAUACUUUCUAAACUCCCAAAUGGAUUUGACAUUGAAGCAGUGCAGGAAAAAUACCCAGUUCAAUACGAGGAAUCAAUGAAUACGGUUUUGCUGCAAGAACUCAUUAGAUUCAAUCGAUUGGUGGAUGUCAUUCGCACAAGCUUAUUGAAUCUGAAGAAAGCAACAAAGGGGCUUGUUGUCAUGUCAGCUGAGCUUGAAAACGUGUUUGGGAGCAUGCUAGUUGGCAAAGUCCCAUCCAUGUGGGCUAGCAAAUCCUACCCAUCACUCAAACCCCUUGGCAGUUACAUUAAUGAUCUGGUAGAGAGGCUGACAUUUUUUCAGAAAUGGAUCGAUUCUGGAUCACCAACUGUGUACUGGCUGUCUGGCUUCUAUUUCACACAGUCAUUUUUAACAGGAACAUUACAGAAUUUUUCAAGAAAACAUAGAAUUCCAAUUGAUCUGCUUGGAUAUGAGUUCAAAGUCACUGAUUCAUACAAUGACAUCGACCAGAAGCCUGAGGAUGGAUCUUAUGUAAAUGGGCUGUACAUGGAAGGCGCCCGAUGGGACAAGGAGAAGAAGGUCAUUAGUGAGUCACUGCCAAAGACUCUCUUCGAUCUGGUGCCAAUUAUUUGGUUAAAGCCUACACCUCUGGCUGAAGUUUCGAGAACAUCUACAUACGCGUGUCCAGUUUACAAAACGAGUGCUCGACGAGGUGUUUUGUCAACGACAGGUCUCUCAACCAACUAUGUACUUACAAUAGAUCUGCCUUCAGAAAAGCCAGAAGGUCAUUGGAUACAGGGGGGAGCCGCCAUGCUUUGUCAGCUGGACAAUUAAGAGUAGAUUUGCACAGGCUAAUUUGUAAAUAGAUACUGCACCUACUGUUAUUUUUCCAUGCACAUCACCGAUAAAAUUUGAACAUUUUCGAGAAAAAAAGUGGCAACAUACUAUCAAGAUACUAUUAAUAUAUAUCUUAUCGUAAAACAACCAAUAGGGAAAGAAUUGCACCCAUUUUAUCAUCAUAAUAAUUAUUGUGUUGAAAGCCUGGCGAUACUUUAUAGUACUAUGGCUAGGACUUUGGUGUGAUGCUGGUGUAUAUACCUUACCAGCAACUAAAAGUUAUCCUUUCAAACAUUUUUCAAGAAAAUAUAGCUGCUCUUUCAGAAACGAAUUUAAUAUUUAGGUAACGGUUGGAUUGAUUGCUGCCAUGUUCAGUAUACACUAAGUGUGGACAAAUUACAAAAAGUACAAAACAAAAUUAUAGCAUUCUCUUGUUUUUUCACUAAAACAACAUUUCAACUUUGAGUUUAAGGUAUAGUAAAACAAAAUUCUGCUACUAUUGCCUCCUCUAGGCUUUUCACUUCCUUUGCAUUCAUGUCCAACUUUUUCAUCGAGCCCUGCUUUACAUAAAUAUGAAAUUAACUCUCAGAUGUAAUUAGCAAAUACAAAACCCAUAUAAUUAAAGAUGAUUUUCACCUCAAGCUGUAUUUGUAUGUUUUUAAAUUAUACUGCACACUAAAACAGUAGCUUGUUUGUUAGUUAUGUUAAUAUUGUCAGAUAUGUAUUUUAGGAAAAAAAGGUCGAAUAAUUUCUUAUAUUUGAUUAGCUUGAAUUUUCUGUAGCUAAUUUUACACGAACAUGUGAAAUUGUAAUUUUAAAAUGCAUAUGAAGAUGUAACUAAAAUUUUCAAAUAUAUUCAACCAUUUUAGUAUCACUGAAUAUAAUAAAGAGUACCGCAGCACGCUUGCUAA